UCAAGGCAUGGUAGUUGGGCGGUGAACUCACGUACGGAUGUUAUACCUAUUGAGCGUUUAUUAAUGCUAAUGAGGAAAGUUGGCAUUUAUGCCUGUUCGCGAAGUUGAGCAUAUUUUUGGAAGAAGCAGCCAAAUAUUGGUACAAAGCACUGCUCACGCUGUUGGACGUCGAUGUCAGCGUCAGUGUUUUGGCGCGCCUGUACGUAACUGGGAGGACAAGGAGUCAUCCUCUGUGAUGGCAAGCUUCACGCCUGUUUUCCAGAUCUCUGGGAUCAAGAUCCAAGAGAAGAAGAGAGUUCUGGUCCAUGGAAUCCAGCAGCUGGGUGGAAAGUACAUAGGUGGCUCAGUCUAUCAGCACGGCAGCACUCAUCUCAUAAUCCCUCAGGUUUUAUCCAGUGAGAAGUUUUUGGCGGCCUGUGCUGCAGGAAAGUGGGUUGUGACUCCCGACUAUGUGCUGGACAGUGUUAAGAAUGGUUCCUGGCUUGCAGAGGGACCCUAUGAAGUUGCUAUUUCCACAUGUAGCACGUCUGCCUUCUACCCUGUCAGGCAGUGGAGGGAGAAGGUGGCCCGUGGGAAGCUAACAGGGGCCUUCCAGGGCUGGAGGGUUCUCCUCAUGGUCCAAGAGCCAACCCGCAGGGCCAUGUUCAAACGGCUCCUAAAAGCAGGCAGGGCCAAAGUAUACCCCUACCCUCCUCCUUCUCAUGCCUCUAUUACUCAUGUCAUGGCUAAACCCAUCACAGAAGACUCAAUAUCCCACAAUGCUCCUUGCUACCCUGUAAGCCACAUUGUCCAGCACCUCUUUGGGAGCAAGUGUGUGGAUAUGAAGUUCAACAUAACGGAUGAUCAUCCAGCUGAGACGAAGAAGGCCAAUUUUGUUGAUGUUGAUUUCUCUAAGCUGGAGACAGAGCUCAGGGACUAUGUCAUCAAACAGGAGGGCCGGCCCAGACUGUGCUUCCUUGAAUUUCUGGGUUACCACGACCCGUACCGUCCACAGUCCCAGGCAACAGAAACAGACUUCAGCAAUGUUGGUAGCAUGAUAGAGUGUGGGCUCUUCAUUGAAGCCUUGGACUCAAUCAGAAGUGCAGUGUUCCCUGGCCUGCUGCCACCAGCGCCGUACCUGGUCUCCCUCUUAGAGUACGCACAGCAGGGAAACGCCACAUCUGUCUUCCUGACGAAUUUCCAGCAGGUCAUGUAUAACCUGCUCGUUACCAACCCUCCCUGGCUGGCUCCUAGCACAGUAAAAAAAUAUUUUGCCCAGGUGUUGCAGUGUCCUCGGUGUAAGACAGGACUGUGGCCUUUUCUAGAGACAGCCAUUAGUUACUGCCUGUCUAGUGAGUUCACUUGUCACCCACUCCCUGGACCUGCCCUGCCAACGCUGUUACAUUUCCAUAGUGACCUCCUGGGAUUUGUCCUCAAACUCUUCCAGGGGGAACUCUUCUCUAUCACCCCCGGGGAUUUUGUGCUGCCUGAGGGAACAGGAGUCUCUCAGGCUUCAACUUCAGGAUCUUUGCUGUAUGGAACCUUCUGGACUGUGUGGGAGCGCUCCACGCUGUUGUCCCGAGCUGUGAAACAACUAACUCAUCUCUUAGUACAGGCUGCCAUCGAGGACUACACUGAGAGGGGUGAGAAUCAGAAGCUGCAUUUGGCAGACACCCUGCUGGACCUCCUGUCCGUGCUGGUGGAGUUCUGGUGUCAGCAGCAUUUCAAACUGAACCAGAACCUAGUGGAAAAGGGCCUAAAAGACUUUGCAGAGCACUUUGCUGUUAUCAGCCAAGAUGUGUCUCCGGUAGUUGUGGCAGAGCUGGUUGUCAGGAUUCGUUCUACCAGACUGAAGCUGGUGAUGGCUGAUGCGACAUUCAGGAGUCUUUGCUGCAGAAAUGGAUUCACAGUUGGAGAUGAACGCCUCUCUCUCAAGAAAAUGGUGCUGUCCUACCUGCCUGCUCUGGGGAGUUUGGCUCACAGUCCCACUGGUGCUCGCCUCAGGACUGGACCCACCUCGCACAGCUGCAGUUCUCGGAGUCCUUUAGUGAAUGAAACAAGCCUGGAGACAGAGAACAUCCCCAGGGGUUUAAACAGAGUCAACGCAGCAGGAGAGACCCUCCUCCACAGAGCUUGCAAGAGGAACCAAGUGGAAACAGUACUUCAGAUCCUGGCGCUUCCUGGCACGGAUGUCAAUGUUAAAGACCACGUAGGCUGGACGCCUCUGCAUGAAGCGUGCAACCAUGGCAGCACUGCGUGUGUGGAGGCUUUGCUACGUCACCAGCCUGCCCCUGUGCUCAAUAACCAGGUGGGUGGAAUCAGUCCACUGCACGACGCCCUGCUUAACGGACACAUGGACAUCGCCAAAAUGCUACUGGAGCAUGCAGGCUCAGCUCUCCUGCAGCAGACUGAUGGAGAUGGUCGGACACCCCUGGAUCUGGUCUCUGCUACAAGUGAGAGGGAGGAGCUCCUCCACAGCGCACAGGUCGGAGACUCGGACCUGAGAAACAGGGCAGUAACUCAGGUGUUGAACCUGCCCCUCCUGGAAGCCGGAUCCUCUUUGCUGGCUCACCUAAUUUUCUCCUACCAGCAAGAGAGGGGCCUGUUCGGCUGCGUGCAGCCCAGGGACAAAUCCCACAGCCUGGUCAGGGCCCUGGAAGCAUACUCCCUCCAAAAAGUGACUUUGGGCUGGACGGACCAGCGGGUAGUGAAGCUGGUGGAGGAUGCAGAGACACUGUUGGAGCUCAGCAGGGGGAGGUAUCUGGGGCAGGUGUCUCAGGCAGUGAAAGAGUGCAAAGGAGAGAAUAUACAGUUCCUAAUGGAGAUACUGGAAGAUCUUAAGUCACGGGGAGAAGCGCUAGUGGCUGACCUCUGACAGGAUCAACACACACAACACACUGAAAAGACUGAAUGCACAACUUGUGAUUAAAAUGUUAUCAGUUAUAUACAACUGUUCAUUAUAUGUUCAUACAAUUCACAAAGGCCUUAACAUGUCUACACAGGCAACAAACACCAUCUGGUCGGAUAUAUGCCAUGUGGCCUUCUAUCUUCCCUUUCAGGUAAAUGGGUAAGCGUGUGUUUUGGAAGUUACAUGUAUGUUCAUUUCUACAGAGAAACCAUUUUAAAACGACAUAAAUAUCUAUAAAUAUAUAUAUAUAUAUAUAUCACACACAUACACCUGGUUUUAGUUUAAAAUACUUCAUACUUGGCAGGAAGAAUGUAUUUAUGUUGAAUGUUCACACAGUUGCACAUUUUUAGGGCAACACUAACAUUUCUGUUACACUACUACCUCACGUUCUUGUUUUCUACGGCUACUUAAUGUUCAAAGAUAAAAAUAUUUUAAUUUA
Molecule: messenger RNA, 3326 nt
Organism: Dicentrarchus labrax (European seabass)
Lineage: Eukaryota; Metazoa; Chordata; Actinopteri; Moronidae
Gene: slf1
Product: SMC5-SMC6 complex localization factor 1
Exons: 18
Coding region: 89-2854 (921 amino acids)
Biological process (GO): positive regulation of double-strand break repair
Molecular function (GO): protein binding
Source: RefSeq, a predicted model, not a curated record